Messenger RNA from Giardia duodenalis, 19377 nucleotides. RefSeq lists its product as uncharacterized. Lineage: Eukaryota; Fornicata; Diplomonadida; Hexamitidae. Gene Ontology annotation, biological process: cilium movement; axonemal central apparatus assembly. Gene Ontology annotation, cellular component: axoneme. The record is from RefSeq and is a predicted model, not a curated record. Bases 1 to 19377 code for a protein of 6458 amino acids. The transcript has a single exon.
AUGGUCGAUCUUCCUACGGAGGUGGUCUUCGAUGCUACGCCAUAUGGAAUCACUGCUGAAAGGCCUCUCUUUCUGAUGAAUGACAGUGACGGUCCCAUGGGGCUUACUUUUGUCACUGACGGGCCCUUCUCUGUUUCUCCCACCAGUGUCAGCCUUCCUCCAAUGAUUUCCAAGCAACUCACUCUUACCUGUCACCCUACCAAUGUUGGGGUGAACCGGGGUACUUUACAUGUUUCUCUCAAUAAGGCUCUAUACAAAUCCGUCGCUCUCAUCUGUAGUUCAUACUCUGCUGAAUUUAAGUUGGAGCGGACGGUGCUCGAUAAUUUUCCUAAGACUCUAGUUACCCAUACAGCCACAUCCCAUGUAGACCUAAUGAAUAUGUCCGACGUCGUGACAACUUUUAAGGUUAAAGCCUACCCCUGUCCUCAGAACGGGGAAGACCCCGAUUUUCAUGAGCUACUACUGCCCUUCUCUGUCUUCCCUCUUUCUGGAACAAUCUAUCCUAGCAGCAAGUGUACUUUCACAGUUACUUUUCAACCAUCAGUUUCAGGUCCGCACGACACCACCGCUUGGAUUGAGUGCACGGGCAGCAAAGAACGUCAGCCUCUCCGGAUGCGUGCAUUAGCGGUUGGUCCGGAAGUUGAGUUUGAUUGUGACGAGCUUCGCUUCAGGGCAGUCGUGGUCGGUGCUUCUGCACGGGGUGAGCUCACGUUAACAAACCACUCUGAGAUAGAGGUAGAGUUUCACUUGAUGCCUACGGAGGAGCAUGAUCCUAGUUACAUUUUGCAAUAUAGCUGUAUUAGUGGGGUUAUUCCACCCAGAUCUCAUAUCAAUAUAGAGCUUACAUUCACCCCCCAUUCUAUAAAGGAAUAUAUCAUCCCUUCUCUCUGGUCUAUUCUUGGCCUGAGCAAGUGUCUUGUCGUUGAAAUCAAAGCCACUUCCGUGGCUCCCAAUGUCGAGAUGAAGGUCUUCUCUGACAGUCUCACCGAAACACACCUUCGUGUCCUGAUCGCCGAUAAGCGGCUCCGGCGGCGCAUUAUUGAUGAGGCCAAUGGACGGCGCGGGGUUUAUUAUAGUGAUGAGCAUAGCGACGUUGAGCACAUGUCCUGGCUUACCAAAGAGUUUCUGGCGGUUAACGAGAUCGAUAAAGACAGGAUCAUUGACUUUGGUCUUGUGGCCUUCAGCUUCUCCAGUAGUAAGGAUCUUCGAGUGCGCAAUCUCUCCCAACUGGAAUGUGACUUUACGCUCAAGAUUGAGCCGUCCCGUUGGGUUUUUGACCACGAAGGUCAGGGAAACAGCGACACUAAGCAGGAAAUGCUUUUGGCCUGUUCAGACUUUAGCGUCAAUCCGCCCCAUCUUAGAUUGAAACCUGGUGCAGAUGCACAUGUCUCUUUGACGAUCCUUCCUAAGCGCCGUGCUGGGUUUUACAAGGACAUUGAUCUAAAUCUUUAUCACGCAUCUUCUCAGCGCCCGCUACAAACUAUUCAGAUAAUCGGAUCAAUCAUCAAUCCCAAGUUUGAGAUUGAUCCCACGGUGAUUAAUAUUGCAGAGGGGUUCGUUGGUUACAGGCAUACGUUCAACGUUAAGAUUAAGAACGUUGCGUCUGUGAUAGGUAACUGGAGCUUUCCUGUCCAAGAUGUUCUCGAUAAUUGCCUAAUUACUUGUAGCAAAGCGAGUGGGGUACUUCUUCCUGGUGCAGAAGAAUCCCUUGAAUGCGGAAUCAUCCCACGCUCCCAGGGCCAUUUGGUUAUCCCAGUUGCAUUCACCUCUGACGCCUUUGAGAAGCAGACGCUGUCCUGUAUGGUUCAGUAUUCUGCAAGAGGCCCCCGUGUAGAGGCCGGCGGCCCUCUGGAGUUUACUCGGCCGAACAACAAGGAGUCUUACGUCAGGGUUCUCGACGUGGUGCACCUACCGCUCACUCUGAAAAACGUCGGACUGACCUCUGCUCGCUGCAGAGUGAUUCCAGAAAAGCACGGAUCCUUCUUCAGUAUUGAGAAAGAGUUUAGCGAUAAGCUUGUGGCCCCUGGCGAGGAAACAAGCAUUCCUAUCACGUUCUACACAACUGAGGCAGGUACCUAUCGUGAGAACCUGCUAGUGUAUGUGACAUUGGCGAAUGCUAGUUGCAGCCUCUCGGAGGAUACGAUCAAGGCCACUAGCAGUGUUAUUAAAGUGCCUAUGUACGCCUCUGCAAAGGGGACCAACUUGCUAUGCCCCCAUCAAGAUCUCAACAAAGAACCGAACGUUGACUGUGGCACGUGGUUUGUCACGGAGGAACUGCAGUACAGCAUUGUUAUUCAAAAUCACGGCGCCUUUGCCCAAAAUUGCACGUGGGUUUACAUAGGAAAUCCCGGGGUUAAAAAGGGUCAAGGAAACACUCAUUACCUGAAAUUCGAGCAAGACCGUGUCCAGCUGCAACCUGGGGCUUUCCAUACAUUCAAGCUAAGGGGCCGUGUUCCGUCUGUUAUCACCAACGGUCGAGAGAUCUAUCAACUGAAGUCUAAUGUACCCGGGAAGGAAACUAAAGUAGCCUUUCAGGUCACGUUUUGUUAUAGUUUUAUCAAUGCAGAGGUAACUGCCUCCGAGAUGGUUCUGCCCUUGAACGAAGGCCUGCAAACUGCUUCACUUUAUCAUGAGCGCUGCGAACCUCUUUCCUUGGGAAAGUACAGCUUCCUUGAACGACACCUUGUACUCGUAUGCAAAGGACAAAGCCCAGGAUCUGCGCCACUCGUACAAGUUACUCGAAGGCCUGUUGAAUCAUCCCUGACUAUUACUGAUGUUUCGGAAAGUAUCGCGGGUUCUGUUGUAGAUAGACCCAGCACACGCGUAUCUAACAAGAAACAGCGCCCUUCUCUUCUAAACUUUAUUUACGAAGAGUUUCCAGUUAUUGCAUCACCAGAUUACUUCAUUGAGCGUGCAGACGUUACUUCGCAAUUUCUUGGUGCAGACAAUAUUCCAUUUAAUAAUGAUCCGCCGGUUCCCCUCGCGAAAUUUGUUUCACCAGAUGGUUACUACUACGUACACCACGAGCUAACAAAGUUUAUAAAAUUGGUGAAUACAAGCAGUCUUCCUGGAAAGAUGCAGAUUCUUGUCCAGGCCCCAUUUCGGGUUCGCGCUAUAGCCAAGGAUGAUGAGCAUGUGUGCCACUAUAUCCACGAUACCCUAGCUCUUGAAGCAGGCCUUGCCGAUAGGGUUGAUGAUCCUGGCUAUUGUGGCGAUUUCAUUUCCGCAACACUAGAUAAUUCUCCUUCCCCAUGCGCCAUUGAGCAAUGCCUAGAUGGCGCUCCUGUGGCAUGUCCUCCUAACAAUGGAGACGAAGAACCUACUAUCAGCGAUGCAUCAAAUCAUGCGGUCGAUGAGCUAGAUGAGGAUGCCAGUGCUCUAGUGCCUGCCAAUGUGAGCUCCCCUUUCAGACAAGCUCUUGGGCUGCAAAAGGGCACAUCAGAAGACAGCGAAAUACCCAUUCAACCAACUGAUCCCUGCUCCAUUACUUUCGGCGGCCCGGUGCACUUUCCAGCCUUUGCACAAACGGUGUCUAUAGACCUGAAGGGCAACUCAGAAGAAUUCUGUAUCGUAGAGAUCAGUGUUGAUACAGACUACGUUCGUUCAGACUCUACGCCUAAGUUUGUUGACUCUACGCUUAUAAUCCGACUUCUUCCUCCAGGUCAACUUCCCAUUUCUGUGCCCACGGUUGCAGUGCCUCUGAAGCUUUCAGCCUUCUUCCCAAGUCUCGAGUUUCGUUCCUGUUCGUUGGCGACCCUCAAGGAGCAUAAUUUAGACAUGUAUUCUGCUUAUUCUGCCCUUAGUAAUCAAGCAUCCAAGCACGACUUACCGCUUGAUAACUCCUCUACAGAUCCUGAAAAGGGCAUCAUUGACUUUGGAAUGGCCAAUGUUGGCACUACCAUAACCCAGAUAAUACUGUGCAAGAACAUUUCCCGUUUUCCGGUUCGCUUCCAGUGGCUUCUCCAAAUGGCCCAAGGCUCGGACAAGUUCAAGUACGAUAUCACUCCAUUAGGCGUGGACGGUAACUCUGGCCUUCUUCCGGGCCACCUGGCAAAAUUCAAUGUUUCGUUUGUCGGCCAAACAAACGAGAUCUGCACAGAUCAGUGCAGAAUGAUAUGCUCCAUUGAUGGGGGAGAGUCCUACUCCUAUGGAUUACGAGCUGGCACAAGUAACCUUGAGGCCGAUGUCCGACCUAGCUAUAUAAAUUAUGGGGAUAUCACCUUUUCGUCAGAGCAGACCAGCACGAUAUCGAUUACCAAUAAGUCGCCCAUGAAAACUACUGUCGUUAUUAGCAUACCCUAUGAGUGCAGACCCUUCAUAAACAAACUUAGUAAUGCUCCACUCCAGGUACUGACCUCUCCUGCUGCUGUUUCUGACUUUAGUUAUGAGCUCAAUGGACAUAGCGUUCUUGAGAUACCAUUGAGUGUUCGACCCCUCAUUCCAGGACCGCUUUACAUUCCUUUAUCUAUCAAAAUAGGAUACUUGGAGCGUCUGAUUUUGCCCAUCACAGCCAAAGCGUAUAUUGAGCGUCCCCUCUUGGUUAGUGGUGGGAGCCUGCUGGCGGAGACCCACACGCAAGUCUCUAACACACUCCCCCCUAUGGAAUACCUUUUUCCUUGGGACAACAAUGCAUCUGCUUCUCCCCUUUCAGAACUGCUCCCGUAUAACGCCUUUCUGAUUGCUGCGAGUCUAUAUAUUCGUCAUGUUGAGGUGGAUGCCGUGGGUCUGCGAUGUCUGGCAGAAGACUCUGCUAGUUCUGAAGCAAACGCGGCAUCAACCAGUAUACAGUUGCGAUCACCCUGUUCGACUCAAUUAAUCAGCACUUUGCACAAGAAAAUAGGCCCAGAUGGCUCAUUAGAAAUCUAUGGAGUGCGUUAUGAGCCAAAAGGGACAGAGACAAUAACAAGCGAAGGCUUUCUUGCUUCUCUUCACAAGGAUUAUGUUCUGAACUCCGUAGCCAGCGACCUUUGCAUAAAUUUCCUAGAAUUCUAUCGAUAUUACGGAACCUUUCCGAUUAUAGGUGCAGAAGACAUCAUAGAGGCCGCCAGCCGGUCAGCCCAUAAUGCUGUUCGUCCGUCUGAGAAGAAGAUGAGCAUUGCCAGAACACGACUACUUUCUCCUUCGGUAGCUCACCGAUUGUCAGCCACGAACCAGGCGAAAAAGGAGACCCCCGGCACAACUCUGUUCCUGGAUGGGACAUCGAUGGUCUCUCAAGCAUCGUCAGUUACCAGAGCACCUACAUCAAACAAGCAGCCAAUCCACUUGAACGACGGCCAAUAUCACCAUCUUCGAGAGAAGCUGUCUACAAACUAUCUUUGCAACAAGUUUGUCUUAUUUAAUGUCGCGGUCUCUCUUCCCCCUGUUAUUCGCGGCACAAAGACCUCUCAGACGAUCACUAUCUACAACAAAGGAUCCACCCCCAUGCAUCUAUCAUUUGAUAAGCGCUUCAUGUUGCCAGCAGGAGUCUCUGUGGAGCCUGAAAAGGUCUCUCGUCUACCCAGCGGCGAAAGCAUCACACUUACAAUUAUGUAUACUGCAAAUCAUAAGGCUGUCCUCGGUAAUUAUGUAUUCGUCAUCCCGAUUGAGUUCAAGCAAUCUAUCAUAGGCUUCUUGACCUGCAACGUCUCAGUGACGCUACCGACAAUUCGGCCGGUCAAUUUAUCUGCAUGCUCAUCCAAUUUUGUGGCACUGCCGAUUAAGGAGUCCGACGCAUAUGUGUUAAACUUCGGUGAAGUGCUUUACGGACAAGCAAAGAUGUUCAAUCUGCGGCUUGAAAAUCCGACAGCCGUGCAGGCUGCUUAUACAUUUGAGUUUCUAAGUGGAGUAGUAGGCCUAUUGAAGGAAGGAAAGGAAAAGGGUCUCUCGGUAGAGGCUCCGCUCCUUGGGACCGACCCCAAUAUCUUUACACUAAUUACUGCAGAGGACACCGCUCUCCAAAACUACGGUUCGUUAGCUCCAAAGACCAGCGAUUUGUUGCUGGAUAUCGUGUUCAAGCCGUUUGACUACUUCCCAGAUAGCACGGAUAGAACCUACUUUAGGGGCUCCUUAGUUUUCCACGUAAAGAUGGGUGGCAUAAAUGGAAACUCAUCUAAGGUUACGGUGCAUUUUGUAGGUCUCGGGACUCACCCGGCGGUGCGCCUGAGCAAGCAGAUCGUUGAGUUUUUGCCGAUUUAUCCUAAGGAGUUACCAGGGAGCUUUGAAGUGGUUGAGCUGCGGAAUGAUUCUGAUGAGACAUAUGAGCUAUAUGUGAAAGAGUUUGACAAAUUCAAUCAUAUCGAGCAGCUGCUGUACUCUUCGUUAGCAAGGAAUUGCGGAAAGAUGCUUGUCUUUGACAGAAAGACCACAAUUCAACCAGCACUCAGGUCUUCUGAUGGGACUCAGGGAGAUCCCAGUAACAACUCUAUUUACCGCUUUGCGGGAUCGUACACUCCAGCUGCAUACGGCGCUAACAGUCCGUCUGUCCUUUCCUUACUGGGAAAGCCGGAUGUCUUGUCUCUUUUAGCUGCAAAUGAGCAACCGACUAGCGACGCUGUGGAACCCAUGCUUACUCAAACGGAGGCUCGGGCUAGGAAGCCUACUAAGAUACUAUCUACUCUCGAUAAUAAACAGGCACGUCCCCCUACCUAUUCCCAUCUUCUGAGUGAAGUGCCUGCUCCAGGGGAUGGCUUGGGUCCUAUAACUAAGAAGUUAUUAUUGGAGCUGGGACUGACUAGGCUAGUUGCCUGGUUUGAGCAAUGUUAUUUGCCGCCGGAGGCGACCGAGACAUAUGAACCAGAUGUCUCGGUUGGUAAGACCAUCAGUAAGUCUCGUGGGGCAUCGGGGCGCUCCGAUAAGCCGGAUCCUGCACACCGUACAAGCUCUGUUAUUAGUACAGAUACUCAGGGGGCAAGUAGAAACGUUGCAUCAGCUGCCAAGUCAGAGGCUGCGGACAAGUCCGUUGAGUUGCCAGUAUCCCGGGUAGAUGCGUGUGAGCUACCGGCUGAAGAUGAGACCAUCCAGUAUUUAGAUGCGCCAGUUUCUCAAGAGGACUUUGCAUAUGAUCUUUGCCCCAUAGAGCUUUUAACUCAGAAAUAUGCGCGCAUUGCGCCGUCUGUAAUCAAAGGCAGAAGCUACCGGAUCGCUAGUAACGAUACAUGUCUCAGCAACCUUCCCUUUCUCGUUUAUGUCAUUCACGGAGCCCCCUUAGCAGGAAAGACAACUCUAGCAAACAAAAUUUCUUCGUUCUAUAACAGGCCAAGAGAAGCCGUGGAUGCACUGAGCAAAGGGGUGCAGAUGCCCAUUUUGUCCUUAGAGAAUUUACUUGAAAACAGCAAGGCAUAUAAGGAUAUCUUAGUUAGAGUCUCCCAAUGGGAGGAUGCCUCCAAGAAGCCUCCCGAAUCGGGCGGAAAGAAUGUUCCUAAAAAGAAGACGGAAGAGGCUGCGCCAGCUACAGAUCCAAUGAAGGAGCCGGACUACCUCGAUGCCCUUGCAGACUCACUAUAUACAUCAAUCGUAGAGACGUUUGGAGCGAGGACUACGUCAUUGGAGGGUAUAACGGCAGAUGAAGGUGGAACUAGUUAUACUCACAGUCUAACCGGGCUUAUCUUUGAUUCACUAACGUGUAGCGCCGUCCGAGAUGUCGGGGAUGCAAUCAUAGUCAUUGCAAAGGCAUCUGUAAAGCACUUCAUGAAACCGAUCUUUUACUCUGCACAGAAUGUGUCUUCACGGCUACUUUUCCAUACAAUAAUCCUGGACUGCUCUCCAGUUGAUAGUCGCCGCAGAGCCAUGGAGAUCCUUGUCAAUGACUAUAAAAGCGUCGAAAUGGGGGUGCCAGUUCAAGAUGAAACAGAGCCAGCAGAGACACGCAAAGCAGAGACCAAGAUUUCUAUGGUUAGAUUAGCUCUUUCCGGCGCCAAGAAGCAAUAUGAUAAGGAGCUUGCCCUGCAUUCUAAGGAGCCAAAAGAAGCAUCUCUUUCGCCCAGACAGAAGAUUCCUGCCUUAUCUGAUUCCGAUCUAGGCCCUGCUGCAACCACUGUCACAGAUGCCGUGGCUAAUGGAGACGAGCAAGGACCUGGUGCAUCUGCUGCGACAUAUGUUACGCCCUUCUAUGACACUGUUUUCGUUGUCGAUGAUCCCCACGGCGCUGCCCAUCAAAUGUACUUGAAGUCUGUUCCCCUUAUUAAUUCUGCGCUUCACGCUAUUAAGGAACUAGUCACCCUAGCGCACAAAACUAGCAUCGACGCCUAUAGAAGCUCAUCAGGAUCUAUGGAUAGCUUCUCCCCUGAAGAGGCAAGUUACAAAAAGGCCCUUGAUACGCUGAAGCAAGCUCAGGAAGCGCUUUCACAAGCAAAGAAGGCAGACCAGAAAAGACUGCAGCAGGCCGUCGAUGAGGCAACUAAAGUCGUGGCUGAGCUUGAAAAAGCUCUUCCUCCACACCCUGUUACUAAGAUCAAUGAAGAAAAUAUGUUUCUGGUGACGUACAUGGACACCACUGCGUCAAAUCGCAUCGAUCCAACCUCGACCCUUGAAGAGAUUCUUCACCGCGUCCGCAAAGCCUAUACUUGCUAUACCUCGAUUCUUCAGAAAAAGCUAACCAACUUAGCCACGUAUUCCUCUGCGCAAAGUAUCUCUGGGCAAGGAACCUUUACAAGCUUUCUCCACGUGCAGACAAGCGAUGACCUUUACGUUAUAGAAACUAUCCAGAGGAUACUGGAUGUUAUAUUUGAUGCUGCCGACUACAAACAGGAGAGCUUUAGCGGAAUUGCAAGUGAUGAGAGCGACAUCCCUGACCCCGAGCGAACUAUGGCUGUUACAGAUGCAGGCGCAGAUGUCGAGUCCGUUGCUCCAGCUGUGGAAUCCCUUGAAGUCACAGAUCGAAAGAAGUCGCGCACGUCCAAGACGCCGAUCCAGGUGCUGAACAAAAUGCUUCAGAAGUAUGCGCGCUCACCAGCAUUCGCAACCCUUAAGCAUGUCACAGGUGCCAUUAUGAAUAAGGAAUUCAUGUCCCCCAAGGUGAUGCUUGAGUGCCUGUAUGAUGCUGCGGUCUUUCAAUAUGAACACGAACAGACUUUCAAGCGCAUCGCCCGUGUCUUGCCAGCAAAUUCUUCUACCAUCUACUCGUUCCAAGACGCUCAGAAACAAGUGCAGACUAUUUGCGCAGAGAUAAAGGACUUGCAGGCGUCCUUGUCUAGUAAGGGAGCUAACGCAAAGCAACUAUCUCAAAGUUUGGCAGAAAAACAGGCGGCAAAGGACAACGCUGAGACAAACAUACGGACCCUUUUCAGUGGCGUGGAUUUUCCAAGCGAGAUGGGAUCUACUCGCUGGAUUCUCAAGCCUCAUUCCAGCCUACGCGUUGGGUUCCGCUUUGUCUCCAAUAGCAUUCUUACCACAAAGCUUCGGGUGCACUUUGGUGUUCGAGGCUGCAGCACUGUUUUCCCGCUUGUAUUUGUCUGCAAAUGUGACUUCCCCCAUAUAAUAGAGCAGUUGAACGUCAUAUUUACGGCCCGUACUGCGACGAAGAAUGGAAAGUCUCUCACUCCUUUACCAGAUGGAAUGUCUACAGCCAUGCUUACAACAUCUGGCACACAACCUGGGCCCGAUGAAUCAAGUGCUGCCGCGGAAGUAUCACAAACCCCUAACUUUAAUGAUUCAGAUCAGAAAGGGGAGCCAGUUGCAAUUGUGCAGCGACCAGCUGAGGUUUCAGUAAAGCCUCGGCCAGGGGAGCCCGUUGCCCUUUUUGGAUUUGGAUAUUUACGAUCAGGCCUUCAGAGACCAGAGUUCUUUUCCAUGAGCUCAGCCUUUUCCAAUCCAUACGCUGCAUCUGAGGCCCCUCUUGACGUUAUGCCAGGCACAAAGCAACGCCCCUCGACUAAGGUACGAUCACGGCCGUCAUCCUCUGUCUCUGCAUUACCAAAGGAUGAAGGGCAGAACCAGGGAAAUAAGCCUGAAGCAUCACCAUCUUGUCUUCUGACUAAGCUGGAUACUCUAACCCAUCAGAGGGCGUGCAAGUUUAUUGCUGACACCAUAUGCAAAUUUACGCCACAACAUAUGGAGGUGCUCAGCAUAAUCAAUGACAGCUACUUCCCCGUUACCGUGGCCUUUAUCUUUGAUAGCAUGCUCCAUGGACUCGCAGAACUAACGCAUGCUAACAGCAGUAGAGGCACCGAGAUUAACUUCUCUUCCGAUGAAGUCGUCUCUGUUGUUAAAGAAGGCCUGCAGAAGGUCUUCUCAUCUACAGAUCCAACCCUUUCCCUUCAAGAUUUACUAUUCGAUGGAUCCCUUCAAACAAGUAAGAGCGGAACAAAGCAGCAAGGUAAGCCUGGUACCAAGGGAGCACCAGUUGCCGAUGUGGAACCAGUGUUCGUUGUUUAUCCAUACAGAUUGACUCUCCAGCCAGGUGAGCGGUCUGCCAUUUAUAUCACAUGCUUUCCUCCAGAAGACAAGAGCUAUAAGGAAACCCUCUUCAUAGGUGUCAAUGGUAACCCUAGUUACCUAGCCAUCGGGUUCAGCUGCGCAGGACAGACCCCCCGUAUUGAAUAUAGCCUACCUGAGUGUGCUGAAGACCUCUUACCGUGUAGUAAUAUUUCUAAGGAUGUCGACGACUUAGCAGCAAAUAGCACGCGUUAUUUGGCCAAUGGCUAUAAGCUAGAUGCUAAAGACAUCGUAUCUGGCUCAAAGAAUGCAUCCAAAGCACCUACCAAGGGGAAGGAUCCGGCUCACGAGAACCUCUAUCAAUUGAACAACCUUCUUGUCCCCCGCGUUCCAACGAGUACGACUGAGUCCUUAGAAAUCCCAAUUGAAAAUACUAGCCAGCUGCCCCUUAUGGUCGAGUAUUGUCCUAUGCACACGGAACUCUCUAUGCUUACAGCAGUAACCCAGGUCGUUAAUUAUCCCGAGUACCUUGUAAAGUCUUCCGUCAAGACCACGAAGUACCCCAGAUCAACGAGAAUUGCCGACCAACAAUAUUCUUGGAGAGUCAACAAUUCCCUUCUGAUCAAUAACGCUCGCUUCUAUCUUGGUCCGGGAGAGAGGAAGGUACUCAAUGUUGAGUACUCAAGUCCCACAGAAGCACGAAUAGUCAUGCCUGGAAAGUUGCUUGUUCGGCAGCAUGUAGGUGGGCUCAAAAAUGUUCCCGAAAACGACGUCCUUGUUGACAAGUCAAGGGCCAACGGGCCCAGACUACCAACUCUCGAUGCACUUGGACGUGCAUUUUUAGACCCUGUCGUUGAGCAUGCCCUAAAUAUCAUAUGCGAAUCACACAAGGUAGAUGUUUUUACGACUAUUGUGGGCAUUUCAGAAAGUCCGGACAGGAUACCAUCUGCCGUUCAGAGCGGUGAGUCGGCCUUUGAUACAACUAAACCGAACAACAAUCUAAAUCUUGGGAUUGUACGGGCACUUGUGUAUUUCAAGGCCGAGCUCAUGCUUGUCAACAACGGACCUUAUCAAGUUGGCUACAAAAUCGUUGUCAGCAAAAGCUUUAAAGACGUAAUCUUCCUCAUAGAAGACUCUGAUUCAAGAGAAAAAGCAGAGCGAGGCAAGAAGCAAGAGUCAUCUGCACCAGCACAGACACGUCCCAUUGAUCCAGAUAUGUACAAACUGGUGACAAUCCAAAGUGGCACUCUCGGAGUUGACGAAUCCAAUAGGCCGUCCAGUCGCCCUAACCCUCCACAGAAACAAGGCAAGGGAGCCUCUGAGUCCUCUACAAGCAAAGUUAGGAUCAGUUUAAUCUUCCGUGCGCCCGAGGCCCGAAUCUAUGAAAAGGUACCAAUCCUCCAGGUCACAUUUUUUGAGCCUCUCACAAAUCUUAUGUUGGCGCGAAACAAUGUUAACCUUACAGCUGAGGCUGUCUUUAGCCAGGCCAAGAUUCAGCCAGAACGGAAUAUUGUCUUCGGCGAGCACCCGCAUGGAAAAGUUGUUUCAAAGACGAUUUCAAUACGCAACGAAGGACAUUUCCCAUUCCUCCUUUAUAUCGAGCCCUUGGAGCAGGUAAUAAAACGAUGGCUGCUCUUCGGUGAAGCUAGCCCGUUCAGUGAUCAUGCAAAAAAGGCAACCAAUUCUGAAUUGGAUGCUUCUGCGUUACGUCAGUUUGGUGUUCAUUUAGAGACGGUUCACGAGCUAUACAGAUUAUGCGUUGAAAAUGGCCUCAUUCGCCCGUCAACAGAGCAAAAAGCACAAUCAAAAAGCGUAGAAAAGAGAAGCUCUGCAGCCACAACUAUUAAUCUGGCAUCAAUAGCUGCGCUCCGCUCUGGGCCAUUCAUCAUACAACCUUCUCUCUUGCACCUAGCUCCUCAGGAGUCUCGAGAGGUGACGGUGACAUUCACAUCACAGGCAAAUGGAAACUGGCGCGACUACUUCAUCAUAGACUACACCAACAAGCCUCCAGAUUACUUUGGUGGCUCAGCAUUGACGGAGACUUUCCUUGCUUCUCUAUUAGCUUCGCUGAACGACUCCGCUAAGACUGCACCAAGUAUCUUACAAACCUACAUUUCGAAAAAUGAGGAUGUCCAGCAAAGGCUUGCCAAACUGCAAUACUACGUGACGAAUCUUCCUUUAUUGCGCUACUCUUUAUCGGCAAUAUCUAUAAUACCAGGAAUAGUAACGUCUAAUUACUCUAACAUCUUUGAAGAGCAAGCCUUAUCGAACCAGCUUCCGGCCAACCCAAGUAUGCUUGUUGGCGGCCCGACGUUUUCACCUAUCAGCAAGAUAUUCUGUCUUGGUCCUUGUGUCAUUGGCAGCGAGCUUUCUGAGAGGAUUAAAGUUACCAAUCCAUAUUCUGUUCCGUGCACAGUAGCCAUAUUUCUUAAUUUUGAUCAGACUAGGAUGACUCCGCAAGCUCUUGAUGGUGUGAUUAGCGAGCGCUGCGGGGAAACAAGCACGCAGAUUGUUAACUUUGUAUCAGCAAAUCUGAAGAAGAAUGCCAAAAGGGAGAGUGCCACGCCUUCCUCUCAAGAGAGAUCAUCUCAACAAGCAGCAAAACCGCCGAAACCGUCUGGUGACAAGAAGGAUACAACGCUUGUCACGAACGAUAAUGAGGCGUGGUCGUUGGAAAAUGAUUUCUUCCGAUUGCUACCAAACGAGAGUACCUACGUGACGCUCAAGUACUUUCCCUCUGCACAGGUUGUUUCCCGUUGUCAAGUUAUCUGCGUUGUUGUAGAUCAUCAUUUUGCGGUGGUGGAUCUGAUAAAGAACAACCUCCCCGGAAUCUUUGGAUUGGCCCAGCUCCAAAGUGGAGGAUCCAAGCAGCCUACCGGAAAGGGGAUGCCUCCUCAAGAUCACGUCAUUCUUCAGCAGCUUGAGGACGGGCUUCAGGAACAGGACGUAGCUCGUCGCCGCUUCUCCUUUAUUGCUGAGGCAACGGGCGUUCUUCCAGAGGUGUCCUUCAGCCCACAGUUUGUUAACCUGGGGAAAAUUACUGUUGGGGCAUCAGAAAUGGACCUUCCAACACAUCCUAUAUCCAUUUUAAAUACGGGCCGCGUCAGUGCAUCUUAUGCAAUCGUCAUCAGUUCACAAGAUAUGCGCCACGCGGACUGCUUCGUGAUUUUGCAAUCACAGGGCCGUGGCUCCUCUGAUCCUGUUAUAGAGGAUGGGGAGGAGAUACAUGUCAAGGAGCCCAUUCCACAAGGAAGGCUUUUUACAGGCCUUGUCGUUCUUCCGGCGUCAACGAAGAACUAUUUUACCAUAGCCCCAAACACAGCCGCGUUGGCCAAAUUCCCUAAUGGGGAAGUUAUUACUGCAACACUGACCCUCAAGGUUAUGACGAGCUUCGUGGACUAUAACGUCGCGGAGAUUCCUCUCCAGUGUAUCGCCAUUUCUAGCAAGCUGAACGCCAUAGAGGGCCGGUUUAUAAGCACAGCUAUACAAAUCAUGUAUAAAGAAACCACUGCUCUACUAUUUGGGACAUUUGGCAACCCUAAGGCAGAACAGCUGACUGAGACGAUUCUCAGCCAUCUGUCGGAUAGUAAGGCAUACGAGCAGCUACGCCAAAACCAGAUCUCUACGUAUGGAGAUGUACACUUCAAUCAGGCAAUCAGCAAUCGAGCCAAUGUCUAUCUCAAAGAUCUCCCUCUUAACUUGGCAGGCUCGGAAGAAGAGAAGUUCGGCGAGACAUCACUGCCAUCUACAGAGCCUAGCAACGCACGGCCGAAAAGCAGACCCUCACAAAGUUCAUCAAUGUCUGUUAGCUCUCCGCCGCCAAUUCCACAAUAUAUGACCACUCUCACCUCGGCAAUAUAUAAUACAGAGGUUAUCUUACAGAACACCAGUACAAACCACAUCCGAUUUGAAUUCAACAUAGAUCUUUGCCGGAAGCUUGGUGUAAUUGUUCACCCAUCAAUAGGCCACAUCCAUGCAGGGGCAAAGAAGACGAUUAUCCUUCGUCUCACUUGCCCAGGGAACGCUGAUGAGUUUGCUUCUCUUUUCAGUGUGCCUGGAGGUAAGGCAGCACCGCUAAAAACCAAGAAAAUGCCGUCAAAAUAUGGUCAGACAGUGCUGUUCGGCACUCCCUUGAUUUGUCGCUAUUACCCAAUCAUGUUCCAGCCAGGGCGACGCGUUAAUGACUGGGACAAUGCUCAAACAACGAUAAGUUACGUGACAAAUGCUAACGGUGUUGCUGUUCGCACAGAGACUGUCUGUCCAGAGCCAGAAUAUCAGGUUUAUCUAGAUGAGGAUGAGGUAAGGAGCCUGCUCGAAGAAAUGGUCUCAUCCCGAGAUCUUACCGACGGUUUGCCACGUACUGGAAAAGGACCAUCGCAGGCGUCCACCAAGGCUGCUCACCCUGCUGAUAGACAGGCUUUGCUUCAGAAGGUGCUAUCUGAUAUCCAUGCGCCGGACAACCGUAUUGCAUUGGCGUCGAGUUUUCUCGAGCUUAACCUCUUCGGCUUUGCGGGUGACUUUUCAGUUAAGUGCUUUAGUAGCUCGUCAACUGGAGACUUAGAGCCGCUGACAUUGAAAGCUGAUAGCGUCAAUGGAUACUCACUUUUGGAGUUCCCAAUGGUUAGCACACCAAUCCUUCAAAAGUCUGCUGCUGCCUUCUAUCUGCUUAACGAUUCACAGACAAGUCCUGUUGUCAUAUUCAAUUCUAUGGCUACAUCACAACCCGAGAGUCCCUAUCUUGUUGAGCCUGUUCUCGAUGGAAAAACCGAGAUUGCCAUGGUUCCUGCAAGGCCUGAUUUACUGGCUUCCCUUGUUCGUGAGUACUAUCCGACCUUGCCAGAAAUUCCCUCUAUCUCCGGGCUUAUGGCAAAGGUUGGUAUAGGAGCAAAGACCCAGAUAGACAAGAACGCCUUAAACGCUCUCCAAACUGCACUAACAUCGAGCAAUCCAAAUAUCAACCGGUACCUGAUACGAUAUAAUAUUUCUUAUGAGCCUCGCUUCCCUGGAGCUCAUCAUGAAGUGUUCGCCUCCACUGCUGGCAACAUAUCGUUGUCUCUCUCAGCUAUGGCCAUCCUGCCUGUCUGUCAUCUAGAAUGCAACAGCAACAAUGUGUACCUCCAGACGAUGCGCCCCGGCUCUAUGAAGACCCCGCAAUCAUUUGCCAAUUUGAUUUGUUCUAAUCCGAAGUCAGUGAAGGUCUUAGAAAUACUCGGACAGGGUGUUGGGAUUACUAUCACGAACCAUAUCACCGUUCUGAACUGCAUUAAUCAGCCGUACGAUGUAACGCUGCAGCGCCUUCCCGAAAGCAACUCCAGUAUAGUGUCGACAUUCGGCGCCGGUGGCCGCGUAUCGCCUGGCGAAACCUCUAUCAUACGCUUCGAUUAUACCCCCACCAGAGAGAGCACUCGUGCUGGAGUUGAGGAGGGCUUCUUUAUACUUCGCAUUCCUCAACAUGAUGUUACGUUGCCUCUACUCGUUGUCGGGCGGCCCACUGAGCCGGAGGUUAUACUAAGCACUAAUAAGUUGUCAUUCAAUCCCAUUCUUGUUGGUGAUUGUGCUACCAAGGAAGUGAGCUUGACUAAUACUGAAAAGUAUCCAAUGAAUUAUAAGAUUCGCCUAGCGCAACCUGCUAAGAACAUGGUGGACGAUGAUAGUGCCAAUGCAUCCUUCCAGUGCACCAUUACUCCGACAGCGGGAAUACUUCAGCCCCUGUCGACAACGUCUAUACUAUUCACUGUGAAGCCUACAUGCGAGGGACGCAUCAAUCAACUGAUAAAAAUUGUGAUGCCGCGACGGUCUGUACCGCUUUCCCUCAAUGUCAAAUAUGAGUCAUUUAAUGCAAAGCAUCUUCUUGAGCUCCUUCCAGACACCCCAGUUGGCCUUCCCCACCAGCUAGGCUCGCACAGUGAGCUUAAUUUUGAAACCGUAUUUGUUUCGGAUUACCGUUCACGAACACUCAGGCUCUCAAAUAUUGGCUCCCACACGAUAGGAUAUACAUGCAUUCUUUCUCUGAAGCGUCAUAAUUCUACUGCAAGGCGUGACGAAGUAGAAUUUAAACGGGCUAAAAGCUGUCUUGAGUAUGAAGUGGAAACCUCGGAUGGAGAUAAGGAAACCAACGCAACAUCUAAGCAAACUAUCAAACCAGGAGAUCAUGUCUUCAUAACCCUGAAGUUUCAACCUACUUUGGAACUGCGACUUACUAAGGAUUUCGGUCUAACCUUCACGGUCAGUGUAGAGGGCUGUGGGUCACAAGAGUUGCAACUUCUAGGAACUGGGCUGAAGCCUGGGCUGCAUACGGAAAUAACUCGCUUGGAUUAUGGAGCCAUGUUGAAUUCUCUCCGCCACGAUAAGUAUGCUCCAAGGGUCAUUUCCUUUGUGAACAGGGAUACUCAGCCACUUACCAUGGAAUACUUCCUCGGAACAAACGACUUCUUCAUCGAUACUCCACCUCUUUCUGAGCCUCUACGCGUUGGAAGGACACAUGAUGUAGCAAUCAAGUUUAUACCCGGCUACGCCGGAAAGUUCAAGGACAUGCUUACCGUUAUGGUCAACGGGCUCUAUAAGUUGCGCUAUCCUUUGACAGGUCAAGGUAUUGAUUGCAGCUUUGCUCUGCAUGAUGUGUUGAGUGGAUCUCUUAUCAAUUCUUACAGCAAUCUCAGUACGUCGCAUGCGCUAACUGUUAUUAAUUUGGGAAGCACCUCGCUUUCCAGCCCGCCAAUUAUCAAGGCCGUUAAUAUCAAGAAUACAACGAGCGCCACUAUGCAUGCGCGUGUAGCGGUCAAUGACGUCUCUUCAGAUGAAGUCCCUAAGGGACUUUUCUUGGCAAUAGUCCCUACAGAGCAAUACCACGAUUACUUUAAUAAGUGCAUGGAUAUGCUUGAUAACUGGAGCAAUAGAAACACUAAGCAAAUCUAUUUGACAGGGCUCCCUAAGGAGAGUGAAAUGCUUCCAAAUCAACUCUGCACAAUUAUGAUCAUGCACAGUCCGGUUUCUCGGACACCGCAGUUCCAGAUUUCGGCCUCGAUUAGCAUUGAAGAUAGUAUCAUUUUUGAUAGCAUUAUCAGCAUUAAAGGCGCAGUCUUGGGCUCAUCAGCAAAGCUUAUAAAUCAGAAUAUAGAGAUGCCCCCAUGUAUUAUAAACUCCUUUGUGUCCAGAAACUUCUUCAUCGAAAAUACUGGCGAUACAGAGCUACGUUAUACCAUCUCUGUCCCUCCAAAGGGUCUCGUUAAGAAGAGCCUUCUGGAGCUUUUUGAGAAGGGGGUGGUAACGAUUAGUCCUGUCUCGGGACUUAUUCCAGUUGGAACGAACGCUACUAUCACAGUGAAGUUUUCCCCACAGCAGGUUUGCCGGCACUUUAUCCCCAGCAUCCCCGUAGAGUGCACACUGGAGGGGAAGAUGAUUGUAGUCGGGGAAGCCACCCUUCGCUGUGUAUGUCUUGACAAGGCAUCUAUGGAGGCAGCACCUAACGCCCAAGAAGUCCAUAUGUCCUGCAAUGCCCGUGAAUCUACAUUCACCAUACUACACGUUGACAACAACACAGAUUCUGUCUUUGUCGUACGUUCUAUUCUGGACGGACCAGACGCCAGACAAUUCCAGGUUCCGGAGCGGCUCAGUAUACCACCAGGCGGAAUGGAUUUUAAGGUCAUGUAUAGUCCUCUUGCUACUGCUGACUUGCAUCGUGCUGACCUCUACAUUGCAGGUGCAGAUGGAGGGGCAAGUAUAUGGGCCCUGCAUGGAACGGUUGGGCAGCCUAUGGAUGAAGCUGUGAUUACUAAUAUGCAAGAGGCAGAUUACAACGACCUAAUUGGCAAAUCGGGAGCGUCUGUGGCUAUAGUUGGGAAGGACAAAGGAAAGCAGACGUCAGUGGCAGGCGUGCCACAGGGCCUUCCCCAGAGCUUUAUUGAUACCCUCACAAAGGCCCAGAGGACCAUCUGCACAGGUGUGGAGGCCACUUGUUAUCGGUAUACUACAUUCUCCUUCCCUCUGCGGAAUUGGGAAAAGCGAAUGCAGCGCUUCACCGUUGAUGUCCAGUUCCUAGAUUCUUCUCUCAGCACCUUCUGCCAGCUGAACUAUCCGGAGAUAGUGGAUGCUCCCGCUAUAGGAGCAGUUCGGAAUAUAGAGCUAGGGUUUAUGCCGUUUAUAUCUGGAAAGCUAUUUGCAGGAACCCUAUCUUUUGUGGCACAUGAAACGAACGAGAAGCUUAUUUAUCGCUUUGUCUUUGAAUCUGGCGGGGCACCAGUUGUUGGCCGCGCUGCCCUGGAGACAACUGUGCGCGACCCUGUGGAGAAGCUCAUCACUAUACCAAACCCUCUUCUCAGUAACAAGACUAUUUCUUCCCUCACACUUACUGCCACAAAUGAUCGUGAUGAUCUUACGAUUACACCAGAGACAGUUACGUUCAACAACAAGACGAGCACCUACUCAUUCAAAGUCAAGUUCAAUCCAUAUGUCCCCUUUGACUCGGGGGCUAUCAAUACAAAGGUGUCUUUCGGUGUAUCAACAAUUUUAAGCGGUGUGGAGAAGAGCGAGCUGUGCCGGGUUGAUUACACUCUUGAGCUUAUGUGUUACAUCCCACGGCCGUCCUCUCCUAUGAAGGUUCAGGCUGACGUGGGGACUACUCUUCCAUUCACGAUUACCCUUGUGAAUAAUCUCAGGCCAAAGCCGACGGAGAAAAUCGUGUAUGCCCUUGGGCUAACUGAAAUGCAUGACAUAGCAGGUAUCAAUGAGCUUAUUUCGAAGAAGACAGCCAGCGGGGCUGUGUCAACCAAGACGAGAGAAACAGUGUUAGGAAUCGUCGAUGGUAAGGCUAUUCAGAACAAUCUUGCUUGUUUUGGAUUAACAUCGGCCGAGGUGGCGGCAUCGUAUGGUCAGCCGUUUACUAUUUCUCUCAAGUUUUCGCCCCAAAGCUUCGGAGAGUAUAGCGCAAGCCUUGUCGUAUACAAUAAGCAAGGUGGCUUCUGGGUUGUGCCAUUAAUCGGAAAAUGCACACGCCCCCCUGCCAGCGGAACAAUUACGGUGACCAAGUAA